ACAUCAGCCCAGGAGGAGGGCACAAUAGACAGCCAGCCAGUGCCCAAUAUUGACCAUUUACUCCCGAACAUCGGACGGACUGGGCUGUCCCCUGGCGAGAUAUCAGAUUCCGCUACUAGUGACUCAGCAAAAUCUAAGGGUUCUUGGGGAUCCGGAAAAGAUCAGUAUAGUCGGGAGCUGCUAGUAUCCUCCAUCUUUGCAGCUGCCAGUCGAAAACGCAGGAAACAAAAAGAUAAGCCCCAUCCAAGCAGUUCAGAGGAUGAGGUGGAUAGCGUUUUUUAUAAAAAGGAUCUCUCCCCAGUGGAACUUCGGAAGCCUGAGAGCAGAAAAGGAGAAACUAAAAAAGAGGGAAACAUCCCUCGAAAACCUAAAGCACUGACAUUAAAGGACACAGAUGCAAGUCUGUAUACAGAAGAUAAACUUAGGAAGGACAGUACGCCUUCUGACGAGAUCCCUCCUUGUCCUCCAAAACCCCCCAAAUCUCCAAAUCCGAUGCAAAGACUCACUGUACCAUCCGAUGACACAAAGAUGUUUCCUUCCCAA
Messenger RNA from Staurois parvus, 543 nucleotides. Lineage: Eukaryota; Metazoa; Chordata; Amphibia; Anura; Ranidae. The record is from the annotation of a GenBank genome assembly.